AUGGAAAGUAUGAAGAGGUUGUUUAGAAGAGUGAUUAGGCGGAUGGUAGUGAUUAGGUUGGGAUUAAUGGUUGUUUGCUUGGUGGUUGGGAGUGAAGUGGAUGAGGGGGAUUUGGAAAGACGGGCGGAAAAUUGGAGUAAUGCGUAUGAAAUGACUGAACAGAUGAAGAAAUUGGGGUUUUGUUUUACUCUACGGAAACGGAGCUUUUAUCCUAUACCUUAUAAGCCGAGUCGAAUAGUGGAAACAAGUUUUAAUCAGGCGACUUUAUUGAAUACACCGCAAUAUGAAAUGAAUUAUGUUGGGUGGUGUAUGCGAUAUACACUGCCUAAUUAUAAGACCAUGGAUCAGGCGAGUGCGGAUUUGGAAGAGCUAAGGAAGAUAUCGCUUAUUCGGGUGGAAUGUGUUUUGGUGAAUUAUGAAAUAGUUGAUUCAGUAUGUCAUAGACUGAACUUGCAGAUUCUGUCUCGGGUGAUUAACAUGUUUGAUUGUGCGACUUUGGUGGUUUAUUUGAGAUCUACACUGGUGGGAUAUUUAUCUAUAGACCGGAGUGUGCUGGAUAUGUGCUGGAUAGAAGCGGCAAAUACGGUGGCGCAUGCGAAUUAUAUGUUUGAUUGUCAACUUGAGUUUGGAGCCGCCUCGGAUUGUAAUCUUUUGAGUAUAAUUGGGUAUUAUCUUCCUUUAUUGCGGCCGAUUUCAAGUCUUCGUUUGCAAAGUCAGCAGAUACACCAUCUGUCUCUGGUUAGGGGUUUGGUUCUAAAUAAGGAUUAUACUUUCACCUUGGCGUUUCUACCGGAUGAGACUGAGAUUGAUCUCGGGGUCUUGCAAGAAUUAGUGCCGUUUUGCCAGAAGAUUAACCUACAGGGUUCGAUAGAGAGCAACACUACUUUAUUCGGGCUUGAGAAUGCGGUAGAUAGACAUCCACGUAUGAUUUUGGCGGGAAAUUGGGAAAUCUUUCUUUAUCUGGGCAGAUACAAUAAGUCGACGAUUAGAGUGCAUACACUCUGUGGCUUAGAUGUUACGUUGGAUUCGAUAUCCUAUAUGCUGAAUGCUACUGAGCACCACAAACCGGCCAUGGCUAGAAUUAUUGCUAGUAAAGCCCAUACUAUGGUGGCCACUAAUAUGCCUUGUAUUCCUUUGGAUUCUUAUGGAGAGAUGUACAAUGCUGCGACAUAUGCUAGGUAUGGAAUCUCGGUUGACGAAGUAUGUCUCAGGUAUAAACGUGGCCGGAAUGACUUGUAUGAGACUUUAUUGACGCUCUUUAGACUUGGUGCUUUGCUUUGUGUUCCUAGGGAGAUUGUGGAGAACCGGGUUGUUUGUUGGGGUGAAGAACUUAGUGCUCCUGAUUGGGGGCUUGAAGAACCGGUUAUUAUUCGGCUGCACCCAAUCAGGAACGAAUGGGUUCUAUCGGAUUAUCAGGAUAAAUACAUGUGCUUCUGCCAGAACAUUUGCUAUACGAUUAUUAAGAUUGUGGGAAUGGGCGCUACAUAUAAGGGACAGACCACAAGAUGUAUUGAGAUUCUUGAAUUGUUUCAGAACAUAACUGCGCAUGAAGUUAAUAUUUCGAAUGUUCAAAAUGACCAGCCGGGCGAUAGUACGUUUGAGCCUUUGACUCUGAAAGCAAGAAGGGCGGAGGAAUAUACUAAGCUGCAAAUGAACAUUGGGUUUUUGGUGCUAGACAAUGUUAACAUGCGUGUUAUCUACCAUAUCUUUGCGGGGUACAAUUUCACUAAGUUAGUGGAAGUGCAUAUUCUGAAUAUGCGGUUUGAUAAUCUAGCCAUUACCCAACUUCUGGCUUCGCCUGAAGGCCAGAUGAUUAAGGUCCUUCUGAUCAAUGACUUUCUUGAGCUUAAUGAAGUUGUGCACUACCAGCAGCAAGAGAAAUUCGAUGGAUUCUCCCUAUUUAGGCAUGUGCAUGAAGAACUUCGGGACCAUGAGUCAAUCCAGAACCUUGGCUUAGACAGACUAGUUAUGCAGUUGGGCAAUAUAAACUUCCGUUUGUAUAGUAAAGUCUUGACCAAGCUUACGAACUAUGGAAUUAAACUACUGGCCAUUCCCUUGGCCGAAUACAUUAUUAAUCCGCCUGAUUACCUUAGAACAGAUAUUAUGGCUGGCAAGAAAGAACUUGUUCUUUAUAGAGCUACUUUAUCUACCUUAAAGGUUGACUUUUUAACUUGCUAUUAUAUAACUCGGUCUUUAUUCAAUCCUAAUCAGUUCGACCAAGAUUUAGAGUCUUCGACCACAAGACAUUCGGUGCAAAAGCUAGUCCUGCGCUUCUGUGGCAACCAGUUUUUAAGUGAAGCCGACUUGGCAACUAUUAUUCGAUGGGUAGAUUGUCGGUUUAAGAGCGUGAUUACCUUAUGGAUAACUAAUAUUAUGGUCUCGGAAAGUACGCGGAAGACAUUAACUUCAGCUCGUUACUUGAUUACUUGGCUAAAUUCACUUGAGAGUAUUCACAUAGAAGAGGCAAGGCCCAAUAAUACAAACGGAGAUAUAGUGAUCUACCCCGACCGCACUAUCCUGCUGGCGAAUGCUCCAAACAAGGAAUCACACUUUGUCAUGUUGUCAGCAACAAUGCUGCUCCGAUUCGCCACCCAGCCAAAACAUCUUGCCGAGCUUAUCUCUACCCAAGCUAGUCCUAAUCCAACUCUUCAAAUGAUUCAAAAGUAUCUCACUAAUAAUCCCACCGAGAUCCUCUGCCCAAUUUGUCACGAGGCCCUUUAUAUCCCAAAGAAAAGACCUGCCUGGUGUCGUUUCUUAUGCACUUUAGCAUCAAAGUUCACCUCAAAUAAUAGUAUCACUAUGCUCUGCUUCUUCAAAUGCGGGCACCUAGUCUGUAGUGUAUGUAUCGGCCCUCUUCAGCCAAGUAAUAGUUGUCCCUCCUGCCGCCAAGAAAAGGUGUAUGCGAAUUACCAUAGACUUAUUCGUCUCCCGAAAUCUAAGUUUGUUUUUGUCAAAGCUAGUGCCACUAUACCCUCUAUUAAAUCCAAUAAUCUGGCGUCAAAAUCCGGUUAUGUUUACUUAUAUCUAUCUUAUGAUAGCCUAUCUGAUCUGUGCCUAAACAUUAACAUUGACACAGCCGCUAUUACCUCACGCCCGAUUCACAUCAUUUAA
Messenger RNA from Nematocida homosporus, 3111 nucleotides. RefSeq lists its product as uncharacterized. The transcript has a single exon. The coding region runs from base 1 to 3111 and encodes 1036 amino acids. Lineage: Eukaryota; Fungi; Microsporidia. The record is from RefSeq and is a predicted model, not a curated record.